AUGCGGUUUUACUCUGGCUCGGGAGCUACUGUUCCUCUUUCCGCGAUUUCGCACAAGGAAGACACAUUGCGGUCGUGGACGAAGCUUGGUUCAAUUGUUCAAAAGGGCUGUGUGGACUUGGACGGAGAAACCCUCGAUAUCGCAAGCGUGGCUGCAGUUGCUCGGAAUGGCUGUGGUGCCCAAGUAUCCAAUGAGCCCCGGGUAGCUGAAAAGGUUCUCGCGGGUGUCCAGACCCUGAGCGAGUACCUUGCCAAGGGGUACUCGAUAUACGGAGUCAACACGGGCUUCGGGGGUAGCGCAGAUACCCGCACAACAGACACCAUGCGACUUCAACAGUCCCUUCUUCAGCUCACUCAAGCAGGCAUCCUGACAAGCAACGACUGUAAACCCUCAGUGGGAGAUUAUAACCUGGGUUCUCACGCGAUGCCAGUGUCAUGGGUACGAGCCACCAUGCUCGUGCGAUGUAAUCAUCUCCUCAGAGGCCACUCCGGUGUGCGACUGGAGAUUAUCGAAGCAAUGUUGAAGAUGCUCCGAGAGGGUUUCACACCUAUCAUACCCCUGCGAGGCUCAAUCUCUGCUUCGGGCGAUCUGAUGCCUCUUUCCUAUCUGGUUGCGGUGCUGGAAGGGAAUCCAGAUAUCAAUGUUCACUGGCAUUGCAAGCCAGAGGCUAAAGUGGUGUCAACAAGCACUGCUCUGGAGAUGACUGGGAUUAAACCCUUCGUGCUCGGACCGAAGGAAGGACUGGGUCUGGUAAAUGGAGCAGCUGCCUCUGCAGCUGUUGCUUCUUUGGCGACGCAUGAAGCGAGUCAACUUGUUCUUCUAGCCCAGUCACUCACUGUGAUGACAUGCGAGGCCAUGAUGGGGAAUGCGGAGAACUAUCACGAGUUUCCUGCACGGAUCCGGCCCCAUCCAGGCCAGAUUGAAGUCGCGGCCAAUAUCCGCCAUGGGCUUGAGGGUUCGAAACUCGCUGAAACUUCCGAUAGAAAGGAUCGCUUCCGGCCGGGCCUCAUCCAAGAUCGAUAUGCGUUGCGGGGGGCAUCGCAGUGGCUCGGGCCCGUGGUCGAGGAUCUUGGAUUGGCUGUGCAACAAGUCACGAUCGAGCUCAAUUCGACGCAAGAUAACCCGGUCAUCGAUUCAGAGACUCAGGAGGUAUACUCUUGCUCCAAUUUCCAGGCGGCGUCUGUCUCAGUGGCCAUGGGAAAAGUACGCGAGGGCUUGCAAAUGGUUGGGAAGCUUUUGUUCAGCUACUCGUCCGAGCUUAUAAACCCCGAUAUGAGCAAGGGUUUGCCGCCCAACCUGGCGGCGGAUAAUCCAAGUCUGUCAUUCACGAUGAAGGGUGUCGAUAUCUCCAUGGCUUCAUACAUGUCGGAACUUGGAUUCUUGGCCAAUUCGGUCACAUCACAUGUCCAGUCUGCUGAGAUGCAUAACCAGCCGAUCAAUUCCCUUGCGCUGAUCUCUGCGCGCUAUACUCUGCAGGCCGUUGAACUUGUUUCAAUGAUGAGUGCAGCUCUGCUGUACGUCGUUUGCCAAGCUCUUGAUCUACGGUUGCUGAACGAGUCGUUCCUGAAUGAACUGGACAGUUUGGUGCAGACGACGCUACCAGAGCUGUUGGUCUCAACCAACAAGGAGACCAUGGCAUUGCUCCAAACUGGUAUCAUCAAGGCAAUCCGAGCAUCAUGGAAAGAAUCCGCACGUGCAGACUCAGCAAUUCGAAUUCAAGAGUUAUCUAAUGCCAUGGCCCCUGUCUUCCUGACACAAGCCAAAAAGCUGAACGUCGAAGACCCAAUCGCCAUGAUCGAAUGGGCGCAGAAGCGCAUCUCGCAGGAUGCACAGUCGCUAUUUGAGAAGACACGCAGCCGGACAAUGUCGGGUGAACUCAACGCUGAAGCAUCGCUCGGGCCGGCUUCGAAAUCUCUCUACUGCUUUGUGCGACGUGAUCUGAACGUGCCGUUCCACUGUGGUCUUUUGGAGCAUCCUACCAUUGAUAGCAAGACGCCAGAUGUGCCGCAACGCCCGCGGAAGACCAUCGGCUCGUGGAUUUCCAUCAUCUACGAGGCUAUUCGUGAUGGGAGAAUUCAGGCUCCUCUGAGUUAA
Penicillium maclennaniae is the source of this 2094-nucleotide messenger RNA. RefSeq lists its product as uncharacterized. The transcript is spliced from 3 exons. The coding region runs from base 1 to 2094 and encodes 697 amino acids. The record is from RefSeq and is a predicted model, not a curated record. Gene Ontology annotation, biological process: L-phenylalanine catabolic process. Gene Ontology annotation, cellular component: cytoplasm. NCBI's taxonomy places the organism in Eukaryota, Fungi, Ascomycota, Eurotiomycetes, Eurotiales, Aspergillaceae. Gene Ontology annotation, molecular function: ammonia-lyase activity.